AUGUCCUAUUUUACCAGUGCUCUUGCAAAUGUGACUUUCACGAGUAGGCUUACCAUCUAUAAAGGUACCAAGAGCUGGACCACACCGCACACUCCUUGGGGUGUGGCAAGGAAGCAUUCACGCCCCUACCUCACUGUGCAUGCCUCCACAUAUCCCCCACAUCCCCUUCCCUCCACAUCCCCUCCCCUCCACAUCCCCUCUCAACCACAUCCCCUCACCUUCACAUCCCCUCACCUUCACAUUCCCUCCCCUCCACAUCCCCUCGCCGCCACAUCCCCUCUCCACCACAUCCCCCCACCUCCACAUCCCCUCCCCACCACUCCCCUCGCCUCCACAUCCCCUCGCCUCCACAUCCCCUCUCCACCACAUCCCCCCACCUCCACAUCCCCUCCCCACCACUCCCCUCGCCUCCACAUCCCCUCACCUCUAACUGCCCUCAUUGCGUGCAGAGACCUCUUCCGGAAUCAACUCACCACCAUGCCUUCUGCCAUCAAUGCUGACGUGUAA
This is a messenger RNA of Closterium sp. Naga37s-1, 507 nucleotides long. NCBI's taxonomy places the organism in Eukaryota, Viridiplantae, Streptophyta, Zygnematophyceae, Desmidiales, Closteriaceae. The record is from the annotation of a GenBank genome assembly.